Molecule: messenger RNA, 3146 nt
Organism: Silurus meridionalis
Lineage: Eukaryota; Metazoa; Chordata; Actinopteri; Siluriformes; Siluridae
Product: carcinoembryonic antigen-related cell adhesion molecule 5-like
Exons: 16
Source: RefSeq, a predicted model, not a curated record
UUUUCUAUUCACACUGGUUACAGACCUGCUAUCCGUCUAGAGUUCAAUCGGCUGUAUUCGGUUAAUUUCGGGUCACAUCGAGUGAUUAAUCGUUUUUAAGCGUGAUUAGUCGCUUUUGUGAAUCAGUGGUGAAUCAAGUGAUGGAUUUACAUGCUGUGUGCUGCAUUCUGCUUCUGCUGACAUGUACAGCUGUAUCCUUUGGCCAAAGUCUGUCAUUACCAGAGAAGAUAGAGAAACAAGUUAAGGAGAAUCUAAUAAUUAUCCCAUUCAGUAUUCCUGCUCCUACAUAUCUUUUAAUAAAAUGGCAAUUUAAUGGGAGCAACAUCCUUUAUACGACUGCUUCUGGAAUUGAAAUACAGCCACCGUACACAGACAGAACCAGUCUGGACACCACCACUUUAGCUCUGACACUCAGGAGCCUGACUGAGAGUGAUUCUGGCCUGUAUGCUCUGACUGUAGAAACUCCUUCAGGAAGUUUCACAGGUGUAACCACAGUGCAGGUGUUCGCCCCAAUGCCAGUUGCCAAUGUUACCAUAUUACCAAGUCAAACAAAACUGGUCGAAUUCAACAGCACUGUGAGUCUCAGGUGCUCUGCGUCUGGCUCCUUUCUUACAUUUGUGUGGCUGAACAGAAGCUCUGAGGUAACAGCAGGGGAUUGAGUUCAGUUAACAGACAGCAACAGCAGUCUGACCAUCACCCAUGUGACCAGAGGUGACAGAGGUCCAUACCAAUGUAAAGUGUCCAACACUGUCAGCCAAGCGACAAGUCCUUCAAUGAACCUCACUAUUCAUUAUGGUUCAGAAAAUGUUGCUGUGAAAUCAGAUCCAUUUGAACCCAUCUACAGCACUGGAUCUAACAUCAUACUGACCUGCUCAGCUGAGUCCAGCCCUGCUGCUGAGUUUCAGUGGGCUGUGAAUGGAUCAGCACUUGGUCAAAUGGGACACAAGCUCACAAUGAACAACAUUCAGAGCAGUCAGAGUGGCAAUUAUACCUGCAUUGCCCAUAACACAAAGACCCUGAGAUAUUCCACUUCUCAACCCAUCAGCAUCACUGUACUAGAGACAGUUGGAGGUGGAGAGUCACUGUCUGCAGGAGCUGUAUCUGGCAUUGUUAUUGGGGUUUUAUUAGGUGUUGCUGUAAUUUCUGGUUUGAUUUUCUACUUCACAAAAGCAAAAAAAAUGCUAAGAAAAAUCUCUAAAGAAAAUACACAGAAUACCGAUGGUCCAGGAAAUGUUGCUGACAAAGCAAAUCCAGUGGGACCCAUUUACAGAGCUGGGUCUAACAUCAUACUGACCUGCUCAGCUGAGUCCAGCCCUACUGCUGAGUUUCAGUGGGCUGUGAAUGGAGCAGCACUUGGUCAAAUAGGACAUGAGCUCAAAAUGAACAACAUUCAGAGCAGUCAGAGUGGCAAUUAUACCUGCAUCGCCCAUAACACAAAGACCCUGAGAUAUUCCACUUCUCAACCUAUCAGCAUCACUGUACUGGGAGUAUCCUUUGGCCAGCAGCUGUUAUUACCUGAGAGGAUGGAUAUAAAAGUUGGGGAGAACCUGGUGAUUACCCCAAUCAGCAUUCCUGAUUCCUCACGUCUUUCUGCCAAAUGGUACUAUAACGGAACUCUAUUUCUUACUGAAACUCCCUCAGAAAUUAUAAUACAGCCACCGUACACUGACAGAGCCAGUCUGAACACCAACACUUUAGCUCUGACUCUCAAAAGACUGACUGAGAGUGAUUCUGGACAAUAUACUCUGGAAGUAGUCGCUGUUACAGAAACUAUUACAAGCGUGACAUCGGUGCAGGUGUUUGUGCCAACAUCCAAUGUUACCAUAUUACCAAGUCAAACAGAACUGGUUGAAUUCAACAGCACUGUGAGUCUCAGGUGCUCUGCGUCUGGCUCCUUUCCUACAUUUGUGUGGCUGAACAGAAGCUCUGAGGUAACAGCAGAUGAUCGAGUUCAGUUAACAGACAGCAACAGCAGUCUGACCAUCACCAAUGUGACCAGAGGUGACAGAGGUCCAUACCAAUGUACAGUGUCCAACUCUGUCAGCCAAGCAACAAGUCCUUCAAUGAGCCUCUCUAUUUACUAUGGUCCAGAAAAUGUUGCUGUCAAAGCAGAUCCAGUGGGACUCAUUUACAGAGCUGGGUCUAACAUCAUACUGACCUGCUCAGCUGAGUCCAACCCUGCUGCUGAGUUUCAGUGGGCUGUGAAUGGAGCAGCACUUAGUCAAAUAGGACACAAGCUCACAAUGAACAACAUUCAGAGCAGUCAGAGUGGCAAUUAUACCUGCAUCGCCCAUAACACAAAGACCCUGAGAUAUUCCACUUCUCAACCUAUCAGCAUCACUGUACUGGCAGCUGGAGGUGCAGAGUCACUGUCUGCAGGAGCUAUAACUGGGAUUGUUAUCGGGGUUUUAUUAGGUGUUGCUGGAAUUUCUGGUUUGAUUUUCUACUUCACAAAAGCAAAGAAAUUGCCAAGAACAAUCUCUAAAGGAAAUACACAGAAUACAGCUACAGUUAGUGAAUAUGAACAGGAUGAGUACUAUGUCAAUUUUCCAAAUAAUCAGAGUGGAGUUCAUACAGGAGGAUCUCAGCCUGAUGGGGAAAGACAAUAUGAAACUGCCUUGUAUGAGCAGACAUCUGUCCAUGGUUAGGACUCGCUCAGCCCUUUGUGGAUGAUAAGGAAUUAAAGUCUUCCAGAGGAGAGACGUCCCCUUCUCUGAAAUUAGGAAGAGGAAGUAUUCUGUGAAUCAUUGAUAAAACGUGGGUUAAAGUACAUAGUUUAGGCCAUGUUAUAGAAAUGAGUAUGCAGUUCCACAUUUCUAAUUUACAUUUCCUGAUUACGCAUCACUUCACCUUUAAUUGUUUAUACAGAACGAUUUCAUAAACAUAAUAUUUUUCUUCUCCUCACAGCUGUCAAAGGCUAUGCAUCUGAUGCAUAACAAUAAUAUUUAAACUUUAAUGUUUGUAUUCCUUGUAUUUCUUAUCAGAUACAGAUAUAUAAAACAUUUAUACAUUUAAUCACAUUUAUAAUAAUCACAUUUAAGUUUAAAUUCUAUACUGUUAAUAUUGUUGUUUAUAUGAAAUGCCUUCACACACCCUGAGAUGUAACAUUCAUUUAUAUUUUAUAAAAGGUUAUGGAUCUGCUUUAA